AUGGAACCCCAUCCGGCGGACAGCGGCUCGCUGCUGGGUCCCGGCGCCACCCUGCGCCGGCUGAUGGGUCUCUGGCAGCCGCGAGGCCGGCUCGCCCGCGUUCUCAACCGACUGCUCGCCGGUAUGACGCUCUCGUGCAUCACGUUCCUGGUGCUGUGUGCCUCUCUCAAGCUGUACAUGGACCCUCCGGAAGACCUCGAGCAGAUCGCGCUGUGUACCCUCGUUGCUACUGUCGGCGCUGGAUUUAUCAUCAGGGCGGUGCUCUUCAUGGCACAAGGCGGCACACUGCGGCAGACACUGAGGCUGCUGGAGGACACCAGGCUACAGUUCUGCAAUGGAGACGAUAACGAACUGAUGCGACGCCGGUACCAGACACUUUCAAACAACAUUUACUACUACUGUCAGAUGGUGGCAGUGCCGGCGGUGACUGCCUGGGCGGUCUGUCCGCUGCUGUCCCGAAUCGUCACGAAGACCGACCAGGAGCAGAUGGAGGCUCAGUGCCAGCUGCCGGUGCCAGUCUGGCUCCCAGCUGACAUCUACAGUUCGCCAACAUUUGAAUUUUUGUAUGUCGUCCAAUCUUUCUCUGUUCUGGUUGCAACUGAGUCCUGUCUCAGCAUAGACAUCUUCUUUGUUCAUAUGAUGCUGAUGGUGGCAGCCGAGUUAGAAGUUCUGAACGACAAUCUUUCUGCAAUGGAACACAUAAAUUUGGAAAUGUUGACAACUGAAGGAGAAGGAUUUAUUUCGGGAUAUAAAAGAAAAGACCGACGAUUAUCAGUAAUUACCAGUGGCCAGUCCCUUGGUGAACAGACAUUGACAGAGAAAGCUGCACAUGAGUGGCUUCAUCAACAACUAGUCAAGAAUGUGCUUCAUCAUCAGGCAAUCCUAAGAUCUGUCUCCCUGUUGCAGUCAGCGAUGAAUGUGUCUAUAUUCAGUCUCCUAUUCGUCAACAUGGCAAACCUAUGCUCAAGCUUGUUUGUAGCCAGCAUACUGUUGCAGAAAGAAGGAAAUGUAGGAAAAGCGCUGAAUGCACUUUUCACAAUACCUGCUCAGGUGUACGAAACUACCAUUUACUGUAUUUACGGACACAUCAUGACCGACCAGAGCGAGAGGCUGAUGUACUCCGCCUUCAGCUGCGGCUGGGCCAACAGUGACGCUCGCUUCAAACGCAGCCUCAUUAUCUUCAUGAAGGUGACUGCGCGCCCGAUAGUGAUCACGGUGGGCAAGACGUGCACACUGUCCAAGCAGAUGCUACUGCAGGUUUUGAACGGAACGUAUGGUUUACUGAAUAUGCUGUACAGUAUGCACUGAAGCAAAGGGAACGGCACC
Messenger RNA from Schistocerca gregaria, 1326 nucleotides. Its product is annotated as odorant receptor Or1-like. Bases 1 to 1308 code for a protein of 435 amino acids. The transcript is spliced from 7 exons. The record is from RefSeq and is a predicted model, not a curated record. NCBI's taxonomy places the organism in Eukaryota, Metazoa, Arthropoda, Insecta, Orthoptera, Acrididae. Gene Ontology annotation, molecular function: odorant binding; olfactory receptor activity. Gene Ontology annotation, cellular component: plasma membrane. Gene Ontology annotation, biological process: sensory perception of smell; detection of chemical stimulus involved in sensory perception of smell.